AUGUCGAAAGCUUCAAACGGAACCUCAGCCUACGCGUCUGAUGACUAUUCUGAAGACAAUAAAUCUAAUUCUUCUGCUUCAGAAUCUUCUUUUGAAGAGGAAUUAAAGAGUAGCAACGACCAUACAGAAGUAGAAAGUUUGGAAAGAUUUAACGAAUCCAAUGGAAAAACCUCAGCAUUGGUAUCGACGCUAUUCGAUAUACCCAUAGUUAAUCACUCUUACCAAACUGUGAAGACAUAUAAAUUCGGUCGUAUGACUAUCGAUUUUGCUGAUGCUGGUGCGCGUAAAGUUACCGAAUUUGUUCCCGAAAAGUUUAACGACCACAUUGAAAAGGCAGACAGAAUUGCCGCCGAAUCCGUCCAACGUUUUAGUACGAUUAUAACGCAACCUACUGAUAAAAUCUUUAGAACCGUUAGUUGCACGAUUGAAAAUAAUAUUACUACUCCGGGAAGUCGUUUUGUUGCCAACUUUGAUUCUCGACUCGCUCCUUUUGUCGACGUAUUUGAAGAUUUACUUCAAAAAGUGAUCCCUGAUGAAAAUGCUCAUACCAGUAGAGAUAUUCAGAAUGAUCAACAACUUGAGCAAUUGAGUCAAACGCUCAGAUGUUUCCAAAUUGCUUUUGACACAAGUAAUCGAUGUGUUGAAAAAGUAAAGAAACAACUUACUACCGUUCAGAAUCCUGAUAUUGCGGUUACUCUUCAUGCUCAUUUGCAAAGUAUCUCUACCGUGAUUCUUGGUUUUCUAAACAAGGAUGAGGAUCUUUCGAGUGCUGUACAAGCAAGAAUCAUUGAGUUAUCAACUGCUCUUUUGGCUGUAACUGAUACUAUUUCCAAUUAUGUCAAAUUAAAUGCUGAACAUUUUCCUGAAUAUCUUCCCGAGUAUCUUCAAGAACGUCUCAAGCCAUUGGUAGUCUUUUUUGGACAAGGUUACGUUGAAAUUGUCAAUGAAAUUAAGAAUGGUGAAGGCAGUCCUCUUGAUAAAGCAAAAAAUAUUGUCCAACUAACCACAAACCAUACUCUACCUUUACUUCGCGGUUCUCUCUCUGAUUUACAAGAAGCGUUUCAGUGGUAUAAGAACUCAUUGAACACAUCAUUCCACAACACUACGGAAACAUUUAUGAAUAAAUUGAAUCAAACAACACAAAUUCUUAACGUUAAAUAA
This is a messenger RNA of Funneliformis mosseae, 1161 nucleotides long. Lineage: Eukaryota; Fungi; Glomeromycota; Glomeromycetes; Glomerales; Glomeraceae. The record is from the annotation of a GenBank genome assembly.